AUGUCCUCCUCCGACUUUGUCACCAAAGCCCGCUCUCAAUUCCCCUCUCUCUCCUCAGGCUACAUCUUCGCCGACAACGCCGGCGGCUCCCAAUGCCUCAAAUCCGUCGUAGACCGCAUCUCGGAUUACCUGCUCAACACGAACGUGCAACUCGGCGCGGACUACUCUGUAUCGGUGGAGAGCACCAAACGCGUUGCGCAGGGCAGCGCGACGGCCGCGACGCUGUUUAAUGCGACUAGUCCAAGCGAGAUCGCGCUUGGGAGUAGCUCGACGAUGUUGGCGGAGAACUUGGCGAGGGCGCUGGAGAAGGAUGUUUUGGAUGGGGAGGAGAUCAUUGUUACUGGUGAACAUGAGGCCAAUGCUGGCCCGUGGAAGAAGCUCGCAGCGCGCAAAGGCAUCACGCUCAAGAUCUGGCAACCGCGCCUCACCAAUCCGAACAACCCCUACUCCGUGGCCCUCGACGUCCUCGAUCUGCUCCCCCUGCUCACCUCCAAGACGCGCCUAGUAGCGUUCACAGCAACGUCCAACCUCCUCGGCACAAUCGUGCCCGUCAAAGCCGUCAUCAAAGCUGCGAGGGCCAAAGCUGCUGAGCUGGGCGUGAGGAAGAUCGAGUUCUGUGUGGACUGCGUUGCGUAUGCGCCGCAUCGGAGGAUCGACGUGCAGGACUGGGACGUUGAUUACUGUUUCUUCUCGUUCUACAAGGUGUAUGGUCCCCACAUAUCCGCCCUUUAUGCCCGCGCAUCGUCUCUGAAGACCUCUGUCUCCGCCCUCACGCACCACUUCCUCCAAGUCGACGACGUAUCAUACAAGCUCAUGCCCGGCGGGCCCGGCUACGAGCUCGCAUACAGCGUUACUGCGGUUCUCCCAUACCUACUGUCACUCGCUCCUACUUCCACCACCGACGACUCGAGUGCGCUGGACGCUGCAUGGUCGGCAGUAGCAGAACACGAGCAAGCGCUGCUCGAGCCUCUUCUGGCUUACUUGCGCAGCCAAGAGGGGCGCGGAGUCAAGAUCUUAGGCGAUAGUAUGUCCGGUGCGUCGAGAGUGCCGACGGUCAGCUUCGUCGUGCAGGGCGAGAAGCCGAUGAAGAGUAAAGAUGUCGUGAAAGUGUUCGACCAGAAGGGCGGAGUCGGCAUCCGGUACGGCCACUUCUACGCGUACGGUCUGGCGGAAAGCUUAGAGCCGAAGCUGGAUCUUGACGACGUCGUCGUGCGCAUCUCGUUGGUGCAUUAUAACACUGUCGAGGAGGUUGAGAAGAUCAUCGAGAUCUUGAAGGAGGCUUUGGCAUGA
Molecule: messenger RNA, 1290 nt
Organism: Peniophora sp. CBMAI 1063
Lineage: Eukaryota; Fungi; Basidiomycota; Agaricomycetes; Russulales; Peniophoraceae
Source: the annotation of a GenBank genome assembly